GAAAAACUUGCAUUGGCAUUUUCAUUCCGAUCUUGUUUCUGAUUUGUCUUCUCUACCCUCGCUGAUCCUAACCACCCACGUAUGCACAAGGGCUGUCUGGCGGCUGACUGGCGGACGGAGGUUGCCGCGCGGAAACGUGACUUGUCUGUCUACCAACGCGUUGAAGUUCCCUGUGUUUUCGCUCCGAAGAAACUUUCAGUUCUGCCCGCUGUGGAGAGCAUUAGCCUGUAAAGCCUUACGAGAAAAGGAGAUUUCUAGACGCGGAACGUUCUGUAUCUUGGCGACACCAGUGCAGUGACAGGAGCGAAUUCGCGGGCGCACGUGACCUUCAGGAACCAGGAAGAAUGAGUGGAAUUGUGUGAGUGCCAGUCUGCUGAACGCAGCGCUCUUUCGCUUCUCGCGAGAAUGGUAUAGCGUUAUAACGUAAGGGCAUUUGCACCGCGGAUUGAAUUCAACGGUGUAACCGGUGUGGUCUGUGAAGAAAGGGUGUUUCUCCCAAUCUGCUGGCCAUCGUACCGGUCACUUUCUUGACGCACACAAGCAGCCGUAACAGCUGCGAACAGCGACGUAACAAAGAUUUGAGAGUUAACAGCGAGCUAUAAUGUUUCACGUGCGUUGAGCAUUUCUCGGGAUUUGUCGUUUGCUGUUCUACCUCGGCUCAUCGUAUUCAUAGCCAAAAGAUAUCGGGACGGCCAAAAGCACCUCGCUGCUUUCGCAAAAGUUUUUCGAGUACAGCACUUCAAACGGAGACACGUCUGACCGGCGACACAAUUCUUUGGAAGAUGCAAAAAUGAACGGCAUUCCACCAAGUAUAUUCGUCUCCGAUUUCAACGCAUUACGUCUCGUCGCGUUUGCCAUUUCAGGAAAUGAAAAGCCUGAACAGCAGCAAGCUACAAAUCAUUCGGAAAUUUAGCAGAUAGUUGUUUCGGUGUUCUUCCGAGAGUUGACAAGGAGGAACAGCGAAAUUGAUGAAACGAUCAUCGGAGACCUCUCCAUUUUUUUCAGUCUACCGAAGACGUCGCUUCCGAUCGACUCUGUUCACGGUUCUCCGUCAGCAUCUGCUGCUGUCGAUCUCUGUACACACCAUGGGUUUCGCGUGCCAACCAGAAUAUUAGAGACGGAAGCUCUCUACUUUUGCCGUUUCCUUGACUUUCUCCUGGCACAUCGAUCCCACAUCUUCAGCAGGCGCUAACUGGCUGUUCUUUGUUCCUUUCUUGUGCAUCUUCUUAGCCGAUCUCUUUGCAUUGGGGUCUGUUGACUGGUUCCUGAGGAGGAGUUCUCCUCUUUCGAUAGGUUGCCAGUUGCCGGUUUUUUCCUGCCCCUUAUUAUUUGUCACUUCUCCGUCGUCAGCGGCUUCCUUGCUUCCGUUUUAACGGACCGAAUAUGUGUCUUCCGUUUUCGAACAUAGAGGACCGUUUGGGCAUGUGUCUUCGCCCGAAAACGCCACGAACACUGAUGACAGUGGUGUGGUAGAAAACGUUUUGCUGAUGCGUUUUACAUUUUCGUUUUUCACUUCGUUUCUGGAUCGAAAUAGCAUUGCAGCGUCGAUCAAGUUGAAGCGUCCUGCUGAUGCCCGCGGGUUAACCGUUCAUUGCGGAACAGCGUGGCUGUUUUCAAAAUCGUCUUUUUGUGUGUGAAAGGACCUGGUGAUGUGACUUACAUAUCCUACCAGAGUUACGAUUCUUUUUGUCUCGCCACCACAAGAAAAACACGAAAUUCCCCGACUGGCAGCUAGUGCUAGUUGGACCACUCCAGCGGAAGAGGACUCGUCGUCUUCAUCUCGUGGACACAACAGAACGCUUUCGACUUCCAUCAUGGGGGGGAGAAGGAGAUCUUUUUUUCUCUCCACUGCCGGCGCACUCGCGCCGGCAGUAGCUACAACAACUGUGUCUCUGAUCGUUCUUUCUUCCUCAUUUCCGCUGCUGUCUUCAUCUUCUCCGGAGAGUGAAGGGGACAGGUUCCAGGUGACAGCUGCCACUCGAGAUGUUCCAGAAGAGGCAUCCGUUGCAGCGUCCAGGGAAUUGAGCGAGGAAGAUGCAACACUCCGUAUCGAUAAAGCAACAACUUGCCUGCUACUUCUACCCAGCAUCAUCGGUCUAUUCUGGGCAGUCUAUGAGGCUUGGAAGGUCUCGAAAAUCCAAAUGGAUGGUCCUCUUGGAGAUGAUAACAAACGGCUGACCGACCCGCUAUACCUCGAAAUGUCUGGGAACAUACAGCAGCAGCUGAACAUGAUGAAGAGCAUCUCGCGCUGCAUCGCUGAUGGAGCAAUCACAUUCCUCACGCAAGAGUUCAAGUACAUGGCAGUGUACAUCGUCGUGUUCUCCUCUAUCUUGGGAAUCUUCGUCGGCAUCCCGACGAUGGCUGCAUUCGUCCUGGGAGCUCUUACUUCGAUUCUGUGUGGGUUCGUGGGCAUGAAGAUUGCGGUCUACUCCAACGUCCGGACUUGCCAUGAAGCGUGGAUGGAACUUGGGCGAGGGUUUCAGGUAGCCUUGACAGCUGGAAGCGUCAUGGGGUUUGCUCUUGUGUCUCUGGGUUGCUUGACCCUCGUUGCGAUCAUUCUCCUUUAUCGUCUUCCCUCUCUCUUUGGCACAAAUCCAGAAGACCAAAGGGCCCUCUUCGAAGCAGUGGCAGGGUACGGCCUCGGGGGUUCCUCGAUCGCUCUUUUCGCGCGCGUGGGGGGCGGCAUUUACACAAAGGCUGCAGACGUCGGAGCGGACUUGUCCGGAAAAAACGAAUAUGGCAUGUCUGAGGACGACCCGCGAAACCCUGCAUGCAUCGCAGACAACGUGGGAGACAACGUAGGCGACGUGGCAGGCAUGGGGGCAGAUCUGUUUGGUUCGCUUGCGGAAGCGAGUUGUGCGGGUCUUGUCAUUGCAGGCGCCUCCAUCGCAACUUCAGCCUCGGGAGGUCCCCAAGGCCUCGCGCACAGCUGGUCGGGUUUGAUGUUUCCCGUGUUGAUCUCGAGCACGGGGAUUUUCACGGGGAUUUUCACGGUUGUUCUUGUUCGUGCAUGCUUCUCUGUGCGCUGCUACGACGACAUCGAGAAAGCUCUGAAGUGGGUGAUGUUCAUCAGCACGGGGCUCGAAAUGCCCGUCUUGAUUCUGCUGUCCUACUUUUUUCUGCCGUCGGAGUUUCUCCUCGAUGGCUGUCAGGGGACCACGGCCUGGUGGCACGCCGCGGUCUGCGUUGUCUUGGGGCUUUGGGCAGGUCUGGCGAUUGGGUACGUCACCGAGUACUACACCUCCCACUCGUAUUUUCCCGUGAGGGAAAUUUCUCAGACGCAAAUCGUCUCUGCAGCCACGGGUAUCAUCUAUGGCCUCGCACUCGGCUACUCGUCCACGGUAGUUCCCAUCAUUUGUCUCGGAGUCACCAUCCUGGUCUCCCACACGCUCUGUGGAAUGUACGGCAUCGCACUCGCUGCCUUGGGCAUGCUUUCCACCCUUACCAUGGGCCUCAUGAUCGAUGGCUACGGUCCUAUCAGUGACAAUGCUGGAGGCAUUGCAGAGAUGGCUGGACUCGGCCCCGAAGUUCGAAGCCGGACAGAUGCCCUGGAUGCCGCCGGAAACACAACUGCUGCGGUGGGUAAGGGGUAUGCCAUAGGCUCUGCAGCGCUGGUGUCUUUGGCGCUUUUUGGCGCCUUUACUGUGCGCGCACACAUCACCGCAGUCGAUGUCCUUGACCCGUGGACGUUUACGGGGCUUCUCUUUGGUGCGAUGAUGCCGUACGCGUUUAGCGCGAUGACCAUGAAGAGUGUCGGAAUCGCCGCCAGCGAUAUGGUCCAGGAAUGCCUUCAGCAGUUUCCACUGAUUAUCCAGGGAAACAUCGAGCCGCAGUACAAGCGCUGCAUUGAAAUCUCGACACGCGCAUCCCUUCAUGAAAUGAUUGCACCCGGCGCCUUGGUCAUUUGCGCGCCCGUCGCGGCUGGGAUGAUGUUCGGGAAAAACUGCACUGCCGGUUUGCUUGCUGGAGCGCUUGUGUCCGGCAUUCAACUUGCCAUCUCUGCGUCCACCUCAGGCAGUGCUUGGGACAACGCCAAGAAGUACAUUGAAUCUGGAGCUCUGGGUGCUGAUCAUGGGAAGGGCUCUCAGGCACACAAGAACGCGGUUACUGGAGACACCGUAGGUGACCCUCUGAAAGACACUUCUGGGCCGUCGCUGAACAUAUUGAUUAAGCUUUCUGCGAUCAUCUCCCUCGUAUUUGGCGCUUUCAUCGCGGAGCACUUUUCGAAUGCUCAAGGGGGACCUGCUUGGGUCCGCGUGCUGUAGACAGGGUGAACGCGUACAAUUUUUUUUGGUAUCUGUUUGUGUACGUUCAUGUUUUUUCUGUACUCUUGAGGGUCCGUACAUCAUGCAGUCGUCACGUAAUCUUUUGCCUAGAUGAACUCUUGAGGUCACGACGAUUCUCUCUUCUAGCUAGACCACAACGGAAGCAAACCAGACAGGAAGUGUUACGUUCUUCCGUAGACGAGUGUGCCCGUAGUCUAUCGCAAAUGCCUGAAUGUGCUGUAGACUCCCUGUGCAGCAAUUGUCCUGGUGCAAAACGACGCGCCCUGGCUCGCAGGGACGUUCAAUGUGCAGUGUUUCCGGAAUGGAAACUCACUGGCGUGUUUCACGCGAACUCAGGGUUCUACGUCGUCUGUGGAAUGCUCUCGAAUAUGCUCCUGGUUGCGUUUGAAAACGAGCUCAUUGGGAGGUGGUGGUGGUUUCCUUUUUUCCACGUCGUAGCGACGACGUCUCUGCGUCUGUGUAAAGUAUGCUAUCCGACGUCGUGUCGACCCGCUUUCUUCUAGACGCCGGUAGCUUACAGGAGUGUUACCGUUGCUCGCAAGACUACAAGAGGAGUGGAGAAAAAGGAUCCGUGAGGCGCCGCUUCCCCUCCUGUUUUUGGUGUCACAUUCAGCUGAGCUCUAGGUCACUGUACUCAGGUAGUGCCACCGUUACCUCUUUUCUUCACGUUUCAUCUCUCGUGGAUGUGUGGGCUCGACAAAGCGCAGUUUUAAUGCGUUUUGAGCGAACGAUGACUGAACAGAGUCUCUCAAAAAUAGUUCUCCGGUACACUGAAGAGAACAAGCACGACCGAGAGAAGGGGAUUGAACUACAUUGUUUUACCGCAAUUUUCGUCGGAAGCGUGUCAGCAAUAGCGGGAAGUUUCUCUUCAUAAAGUCGCGUCACAAUUACACAAAAGGAGUCGCUAAAAGCAUAUGUAUCGCGAAUGAUUCACUACAUCGGGACUGCUGUGACUGAACGGCGGUAGGUCCUGAGCUUAUUGGUUCAUUCAAUAUCAUGUGUAAUACACCCCCAAGCGUUACGUGCACCAUCUGCAACAGUUUUCCGACUGAGGAGCGGAUAAAAGUAUGUCCUAACACUGCUGGCCCACUAGACCGUCUUUCGGGGGCUAGAAGGCAUGGUCGAUUGUAUUGGUUGCGCUUUUUUCUGACGUUCUGAUUUGCCAAUGAAUACACGACUCCCUGAGCGCAUCUGUAUAGAAUUUGAUACAGCGUCUGGUGACCAGGCGGCGAUCGGCACGCUGACACUUUGAGGUUGGGCGGAGCUCACCUGAGUCUGCCGUAUCUCCUAAGGGACGCGGACCUGAGAAUGGCUGUAGUUCAUCUUUUGAAUGCCUAUUGUGCUCCCUAGCAUAAACGUGUCCUUUAACCUUUUCUAGGUAGUCCUGCCAUUCACCGGUCCUAGCAACGAACAGAAACGUUAGCGACGCAAAAACGGUGCGUGGCCGUGGCACCCACAUCAGUUUUGCUCAUUGAUGUCAACGGUUUAGAACGACUCCGCAAGCAACUCGGAGCAAUUACAUCCAGCCACUUUAUAGUCUCGCCUCAAUAGUUUUCUGGUCAGCUGGUUGGCUGCAUGAGGUAUACCAGGAGAAAACUCGAUUAGUCUUUAUCGGCAGAACGUCAACAGCACGAGAGACAAAGCUGAGGGGGUUCAAGAAACUAAACAGUGCACAACAAUAUCAGCAAAACACGUCUUUGCAUUCAGUAAGAUACCCAUUCGUCGACUUGCACUUUUACACAAAACGGUGGCUGAUGCCCCCGAAGUCGCGCUGUUUUCUACACCAUGGCACAGGCAUCAAGGUACCGCACGAAAAAACUCUCACCGCGCGCGGCACCCAACGCGUAAUGAGGCCAACUCGUUGUCCAUUAGGGCGUCGACUGCCAAAAGCAUGCUCUGGUCAUUAAAUGCAUUAAGCAUACUAUUAAUCCGACCCCAUUGUCUACUGUAGUGCGCCAGUACCGGAACCCUUUUCAAGAAAUUUCAGUCCGCCUCAGGUGAUGAUGGCCCUAAUGGAGAUAAGAAUACCCCAAAGCAAACCCCAAAUCCAACCAACAAACGGCAGCAAAAGCUGCAGCACACCAAUGAACACAUUCACUGCAUCAUUCUGCAGGAAACCGAUAAUGACCAUUCCCAGUCCGAAUAUGAAGCAGUUCAGUAUGCCUAGAACGAAAUAGAUGAUUUUGUCGUAUGGUCCCCCUGGCGGAACUGGCACAUCCAACCGUGUUAUACGUCUGAAUAAAUCGUUUACUGACAUUUUGAGUAUGUCUCUCUGAGAACGGAGUGCAGACGGUGUGUUUCAAAGAAAAACAGUGUCCGUAGGAAAUGAUUUGCAAGGAAGGUUGGCAACUGAGCCUCAACCGGCAAACUCAUUACUGUGGCUAGUCGUUUGACGCACAUGUAUGUUUUCCUCACGAGCACGAGGCGCGUCUCUUCCACUUUUGGCUACCCUGUCGCAGG
This is a messenger RNA of Toxoplasma gondii ME49, 6746 nucleotides long. Its product is annotated as V-type H(+)-translocating pyrophosphatase VP1. The record is from RefSeq and is a predicted model, not a curated record. Lineage: Eukaryota; Apicomplexa; Conoidasida; Eucoccidiorida; Sarcocystidae. The coding region runs from base 1815 to 4265 and encodes 816 amino acids. Gene Ontology annotation, molecular function: diphosphate hydrolysis-driven proton transmembrane transporter activity; inorganic diphosphate phosphatase activity. Gene Ontology annotation, cellular component: membrane. Gene Ontology annotation, biological process: proton transmembrane transport. The transcript is spliced from 6 exons.